Molecule: messenger RNA, 6832 nt
Organism: Scophthalmus maximus (turbot)
Lineage: Eukaryota; Metazoa; Chordata; Actinopteri; Pleuronectiformes; Scophthalmidae
Gene: zc3h4
Product: zinc finger CCCH-type containing 4
Exons: 14
Coding region: 428-4564 (1378 amino acids)
Biological process (GO): negative regulation of DNA-templated transcription
Cellular component (GO): nucleus
Molecular function (GO): metal ion binding; RNA binding
Source: RefSeq, a predicted model, not a curated record
ACGACAACGCCACCUGGGAGGCCACAUAGCACCUGGAAUAACGUUACUCCCUACAUUUUUUUUUAUAACGUUCUCACAAUCAACGGCGAAUCGACUCGAGCCAACUUGUCUGAAGGGGGGAAAAAAGACGAGACUUGAAACAGCAGAUCAAUUCUACCAUCACCGCCACUCUCGCCAAUUCAACGGUUACCAAGCAUGGGUGUACUACUUGCCCAUUUUUUUUAAGAGCCGUCGACCCAAUCGACGUUAUUAUACGCGUUUCGUGUGGUCAAAACUAGUGUAGCGCCGCAAGGUGCCAUGAAAGCGCGGCGCUGUCCUUUUGCUAACGGCGGGCCUGCUAUCAGGCUAAGCUGGCAACGCUAGCUUGUUAGCUGGCGAGCGGAGACGGAGGCUGAGCUAAUGUUUUUUUUUUUUAUUGUUCGUGCUAAUGUGCUAUUCGUCGACACUUCUGCCCGCUCGAACACGCGUGGCGCCAGGUGUGCGCAGGCCUGAGGAUGGAGAGCUGGAAGAAGGCGAGUUGGAAGAUGAUGCGGGAGAAAUUGAGGUGGAGGACAUCGGUGGAGUUGCGUCUGCAGCGGGAGGAGGUGGUGAUGGGGGUGAUGAAGCGUGCGGAGGAGGUGAGGUUGUGGCGGAAGGUGCUGGGGAGAGGCCUCAGCAAAGCAAGGAACGCCACGCCAACACCGAAUCUGAAGACGAGAGAUCCCACCGUCGUAAGAGGAAGAGGAAGAAAGAGAGGGAGCGAGAACGGGAGAAGAGGAGGUCUAAGAAGAAACGCAAAUCCAAACACAAACGCCAUCCGUCCUCUGAUGACGAACACUCGGACUUCAGUGAUGACUCUGACUACAGUCCCAGUGAGAAGAGGAAAUAUCGAGAGUACAGUCCCCAGUACCCUCCUGCUUCUCAUGGAGGCUACAGUGGCUCAAAGAAGGGUGGCUACAUGAAGAUGGACAAGCCAGGCUAUGGAGGGUAUGAUGACUAUGAAGAAGACAACUACGAGGGAGAGGAAGAGGAGGACAUAGGGGAGGAAGACUACGACGACUUCACCAAGGAGCUCAACCAGUACCGCAAGGCUAAGGAGGGAGGAGGCGGCGGCCGCGGACGAGGGGGCAAAGGUCGUAUGAAAAUGCUUAGAGGCCGUGGAGGAAUGCGGGGAGGUAGGAGGGGUAGAGGAGGAGGCAGGGGAAGAGGAGGACGAGGUGGAGGCGGAGGAGGUGGAGGACCAAAGAUGGGAGGAGACAAUGACGAUGGAGAUGGCUUUGGCGAGGACAUGGAGUAUGGAGAAGAUGACUAUGACAACAUGGGGGAUGAUGACUACGACGACUACUCGAAUCAGUACAAGAAGAAAGACAGAGGCAGAGGAGGUAGAGGAGGCCGUGGGCGAGGCAGAGGUAAAGGAGGGCGGGGUAUGAUGAGAGGAGGAAGAGGUCGAAACAGAGGGAGAGGAAGAGGUGAUAUGGGGAAUGAUGACGACCACGACAUGGACAACGGGGACGGAGGUGGAGGUGAUGGUCCAGGAAUGGGAAGAAGGAAUCAGAAUGAAAAACACCAGGAUAAGAAAGGAAAGGCCAUUUGCAAAUACUACAUUGAGGGGAGAUGCACCUGGGGGGACCACUGUAACUUCAGCCACGACAUAGAGCUGCCUAAGAAAAAGGAACUGUGCAAGUUCUACAUCACUGGAUUCUGUGCCCGAGCCGACCACUGUCCGUACAUGCAUGGUGAAUUCCCCUGUAAGCUCUUCCACACCACAGGCAACUGUGUCAAUGGCGACGAGUGCAUGUUUUCACAUGAACCCCUCAUUGACGACACCCAGGAGCUGCUUAACAAGAUGCUGGCAGAGGAUGCAGAGGCUGGAGCUGAGGAUGAGAAGGAGGUGGAGGAACUCAAGAAGCAGGGAAUCAAUCCGCUCCCAAAACCUCCUCCUGGAGUCGGCCUCCUCCCCACCCCUCCUCGGCCUGUUCCCAUAGACACCAACGCAGGGCCUGGGGAUUUUGGCGGGCCUUCAGCGGGUGACUUUGGGGGUCCUCCUGGACCCAACCAAGGGCCCAUUGCUUGCAAAGGACCCCCAGGUCAAGGGCCUGUUCCUGUCCCCAAUCCCUGUGCCGGCCCCCCUGUCUUUUGCCCAGAUGAAAUCACCUUCCAAGGCAUGCCCCUAAAUCCAAAUGGCCCUCCUCCCCACAUGGGCCCCCCACCUCCUUGUCCUGGAGGGGGAGGUGGUGCGGGGAGGAAAAUUCCCUCAUUGUUCGAGAUUAAAGUUCAACCGACAGGACAACUCGCUCAUAAACUGGCUGUCAGGAGCCAGACUCCCAGUGGCACCCAAACUCAGACCGCAGCACCUGGCCCCCAAGCGGCCCCUGGCGCCCCCCCAACCCGCUUCCCUGCCCCUCCAGGGAUGAUUUCCCCUGACAUGCAGAACAUUGGCCCGAACCUUGGGAUGAACCAGGGGCCCCCCAACAUGGGCCCCGGUGGACCGCCCAUGAUGGGAGGAUUUGCACCCGGAGACGGUCCUCCGCAUGGUAGUCCUAUGCACCCGGGUUCUUCUCAGGGUGGAGGAAACUUCUACAAUAACUUCUUCAAUCACCAGGAGGGUAUGCCAAUGGAGGGAGUGGUUCAAGAAGGUGACAACUAUCAGAGUUUUGGCGGCAUGGAUGAGAGAGGAGGAGCUGGGAAAUUUGGAAAUCAGUCAAGUGGUCAAGAAAGCUCUUCUAAUGGAGCGUCAUCCAACCAGGGAGGGAUUUCUGUCCCUGACUUCCUGCCUCCAGCGCAACGUGUCUUGUUCAUGAGGAUCCAACAUAAGCAGCAAGAAGAAGAGGAGCGAGCUCGCCGGAUGGCCGAAGGAGGAGCAGAGAAGAUCAGAGAUGCUGAAGGUGAUUCAGGGAACUGGUACUCCAGUGAGGACGAGGAUGGCGGUGGUAGUGUGACCUCCAUCUUGAAGACACUCCGUCAGCAGACCCAGGCUCCACAAAAACCUGAUGGCCCCCCGAGUGACCCUCGUCUGCAGAAGGCCCCCCCUGCCAACCCUCCGGCUCGCCCAGCAGACCCCCGCUUGGCCCGGGACCCACGCCUGGCUCGCGCUGCAGAGUCGGCCCAGAUCUCUGAUUCCGCCCACUCAAUGGCAACUCAAUCUUCCGCUGGACCACCGGCAGACCCCAGGUUGGCCCGACUAGCUGCUGCUGCCUCAGCUGGAUCCACCUCCCAUUCACCUCCUGCCACUAAACCAGAACCCCCUCUGGUCUACAAGCCCCCGCCACUUACAACCCCAGCAGUGGAAGAGGAGGAGACGGAGCGGGUUCUACGAGACAAGCCAGUACCCAUUCCUCUGGACCCACUCAUGGGCAUGGCUCUGAGGGACCCACGCUCUCAACUGCAGCAGUUCAGCCACAUCAAGAAAGAUAUUGUUCUCCAAAUGCCGGGUUUUGCUAAAACUAUCACCUGGUCACCUGAAGAUCUCCUUCCACUCCCUAUCCCCAAGCAGGACCUCCUUCCGCUCCCACCAGGCAUCCCUCCUGUGUCCUCUCUAGACUCCCGCCUGUCCCGUGCUCAGCAGCAGCUCCACACAUCGCAUCCUCACUCGCAGUCUCCGCCCGUUCAGUCUCCUCCCUCUGUGGACCCACCUGCUCCCUCCUCCUCCACCUCCUCCAUCCCAGACUUUGAGCUGCUGUCUCGCAUCUUGAAAACUGUCAACUCCAGCCCGUCCCAGACGCCCUCCCCUCCUCACUUACCCACCCCUGCUGCCCCUUCGUCACUGCUGGGUUCAUCUCCCGCCAUGCCUCCUGUGCCUGCAGAAAAGCCUGCUGACCCCCGUGUGGCUCGCAAAGGCCCAACAGACCCCCGUCUCCAGCCACAGAAGUCAGCACUGAAGCAGCCGUCAGAUACCGCACCACCUCCUGUCUCCUCUACAUCUCCAGCAACAACAUCUAGCUCACCUCCCUCUACCAUUGCUCCCUACGACCCUAGGCUGCUUUCCUCAGGUGGGGCAGGGCGCGGUGUCGGUGCUGGGCCACCAGGCGGAGCCAAUGUGCUGAGCAACAUCAGUCUGUAUGACCCAAGGACUAACAAACCAGGCAGCCCAGGUAACAGUGGGGGCUCUAACAACUCCCCCAACUCAGCCAGCACAGAGUCGAAACUCAGUGACCCCACAACGGUUAAACCCAAGUCCAAGGAGCCCCUGUUUGUUCGGAAGUCUGCGUUGGACCAACCAGAGCCAGAGAAAAGUGGAGAGCAAGGGACAGAUCGAUACAACAGCUAUAAUAGGCCCCGGCCCAAGCCUGCACCCUCGCCUAACUCCACCGCCCAGGGAGGGUCCACUGCCGGCGCUUCCGCUGCAGCUGGAGGUCAGAGUGUCCCUGGAGCGGCUGCCGACCAGGGACCUGCAGGUGUCCACAACCUACCAGUGUCCUCACCUUUUGGUGUGGUGAAACCGCCAGCCAAGCCAGGUGGGACCAGUAGCCCCUUUGGAGGAAACAGCCCAGCGCAGCCUGAGCAGGUGGCCACAGAGCAGGACAAAGCCUCACUGAAGGAUGUUUUCAAAGGCUUUGACCCCACGGCCUCACCCUUCUGCCAGUGACCCCCCUAAACCUGCAACCCCACAAGCCCAUCACAUCGUUGGCCACUGGCUUGUUUUAACGUUUUUGGACACUGAGCGGAUAAGUGAGAGAGAGAAAAGCGCACUGAGGCAACUGUCAGUUAGACUGGUUAAGAGAAACUUUGUGAACAAACUGAUGUCAUGCAACAUGUUUCAUGCAAAAAACAGACAUCAGUGUUGCAGAUACAGAUUCUACUAAAGACUCGGGUUCGGGGGAAGGGUUUAAAAUUGAAUAUCUAAAUCUCUAUUUUAAACAAAGUUAUCGAUGUAUAAAUAAAUGUAUUCUCGUCAUCUCAAAGUUAAAUGAAAAUAGUUAUUCAAAGGGCAGCAAAAACACAUUUAUACUCACAUCUCGUUUUGUUAUUCCUUUUCCAUUUCAGUUCUUCACCUUCAUAUUUUUUUUUAGAAAUUCGUCUAAUCUAUAAUCUGUUUGAUGUGCUUGUCUUUGUUUUUUGGCAGUUAAGUUGACAGUGUUCUUGGCUACAGAAAAAGUGAAAGGUUACCGUUUUCUUCUCAGAUUAUCAAAAUAUUACUCAUUUGUGUUUUUUUGUUAUUAAAAAAAGCACUGAGGCAAAUCUAGUCUUGUUGCUCACUGCCUGUGUUCACUGUCCUCUUUAUUCUUUUUAGACACUGCUGACAUUUGUCAAACAACAGCAUAUAUUUUGUCAUCAUUAAUUCAUCAUGCAGAAAAAUCCCUGAACUUAAAUCUACAGUAUAUUGUGCUUGAUUUGUUUUUUUAGUAUUUAUUUUUCUACUGCUUUGCACUCUGUUUCUGUCCUCCGAGGGUUCUAUUAAUAUUUUUAACGUCUGUCUCCUCCAGCCGUGUCAUUUCAGCCGCCCAAAAUGGGCAACGUUGUUGUUAUAGGAAGAGACAUGUAACCUUUCAGUACUGGCUUCUCUUCACCACUACACCACUGUCCCCGCCCUAACCACCCACCCACCCAUCAUUUAUUGUUGUUACCUUUUCUUUAAAGGUUUAUCUGUCUGAAAUUGGAGAUGGUCUACUUCUUAAAGGCUUCUGUUGCUUUAAGUGAGCUGACAUGGAAAAUUGAUUUCGCUGAUCAGACUACAGAUACACACAUGUCCUUCUCCAGUAGCUCAUUGUAGCUGGCUGAUGGUUAGCAAUAGCUUUAGUGGUGUUACGGGCAUAUUUUACAAGUUUUGGGGUGGGUUUUUUUUUGGGCUCUGCUGAAAAGGUGAUGUUGCCCAAAUGACUCAAACUAAUUAGAGAGCUCUGCUCAGUCAACAUUUUUAUUUUCCACCUUUUUCAGAAUAGGACACUUAUUCACUGUUUAAAAGAACAAAAACAUUUAUUUUUUAGUUAUUACGAUGGGUAAGGAAACCUACAGGACAUGGCUGUGGAUUUCUGAGACUGGAACACAAAUGCAUCAUUACAGCAACAUGCUACAAACUUUUGGUUCUGUGACAAUCAUAAACUAGACUUGGAUCUGAAAUCCAAUGAAUUCAUAAAUCUUGCAGCGAUCUGUGCAGGUGCUCCCUCUGCUGUCAGUCUGAACAUUUCUCAGGCUCAUAGUAGAAGAAGUGCACACUUCAUGGUAAUGAAGUGUUUCAAACAUCUCUCCAGAGCUUUCCCGACUAGUUUAUCAGUUAUUUGUUCCCGUUUAGCCUGAUGAGCCAGAUAUGUCACUGCUAGGCUUGUUUGGAAAUGUCUCAAUGUGGGGUCAGUGUAGUGGAGCUUUAAGAAGAUUUUCACCUCCAGAAGGCAAAAGUUGUACAACAGCUCUCCGGAUCAUCUUCAACUGUCUUCUGUAUAAAUGUUGAUCAUUUUUUAUUUAUUUUUUUAUACACUUGGUAAAUAUACUUCCUCAAUUGUUGUUUUUGGAACUGAAUCAUUUUUUAUGUCAGGAUAAAGAAAGUUCCACUCACCUUAGUGGGAUGCAGGCAGCCUUUAACAGUGUAAGACAGGAGGAUUAGUUUUUUUUUUUUUGUUUUUUUUUGGGGGGGGCUUUUUUGUAUAAAAACUCAAAUUAAAAGAUUCACUAUUUCUCUCUACUGCCAGGCAAUCAGAAAAGCCUGUUAGGUGCCCUGAGUGUCGGCUAUAGCAAGUGUGAAAGUUAAUAUUGAUUUGUUCCUUUAUGACUUGGUUUUGUAAAUUUCAUGUUCUUAUUUUCUUGCUAUGUAAAUUUGACCAGUACCCUGCCUGGAGGAGUGGGGUUUUCUAACUGUACACUGUAGGUGAGGUUGUCAAAGUAUUUAAAUAAAAGUUGAUACCUGAUCAACCAGUAACAA